This is a messenger RNA of Larimichthys crocea (large yellow croaker), 664 nucleotides long. Its product is annotated as tripartite motif-containing protein 16-like. The record is from RefSeq and is a predicted model, not a curated record. Lineage: Eukaryota; Metazoa; Chordata; Actinopteri; Sciaenidae. The transcript has a single exon. The annotation marks the transcript as partial.
AGUCGAGUCAAAGAGCUUCAGGGGAAGCUGGAGCAGGAGAUCACUGAGCUGAAGAGGAAAGACGCUGAGCUGAAGGAACUCUCACACACAGAGGACCACAAGUUUCUCCAAAAUUACUUUUUGACUACAAGCAAGAUCAUUUCAAGAUUUAUCAAGAUCAAACCCAUCAAUCUGAGGUACUUUAAGGAUGUGACAGCUGCUGUGUCAGAGCUCAGAGAUAAACUACAGGACGUUCUGAGAGAGAAAUGGACAAACAUCUCAUGGACAGUGAGUGAAGUCGAUGUUUUAUUGCCACAACCAGAGCCAAAGACCAGAGCUGAGUUUUUAAAAUAUUCACGUGAACUCACACUGGAUCCAAACACGGCAAAUACACGUCUAUUAUUAUUUGAAGAGAACAAAAAAGUAACUUUCAUGAUGACAGAACAAUGUUAUCCUAGUCACCCAGACAGAUUCACUGGAUGGCUUCAGGUCCUGAGCAGAGAGUAUCUGACUGGACGUUGUUACUGGGAGGUGGAGAAAGGCGAAGGAGGAGUUUCAGUAGUUGUAACAUACAAAGACAAUAACACUGUAAAUGAAAGAUUUGGAGAUAAUGAUAAGUCUUGGGCAUUGGGUUUUUACAAAAGUCGUUACGAUUUCAGACAUAACAGUGUCCAAACUCCCGUCU